This is a messenger RNA of Paramisgurnus dabryanus, 1657 nucleotides long. RefSeq lists its product as uncharacterized. The record is from RefSeq and is a predicted model, not a curated record. NCBI's taxonomy places the organism in Eukaryota, Metazoa, Chordata, Actinopteri, Cypriniformes, Cobitidae.
CCUAAUGGUACAAAUAAUUCAUGAUAUUCGUCUCACUGAUACAAUGGCAGGUGGUUUCAUUACAUUGAAACUAGUUAGAACACAGCAGAGACAUGCAUUGAGGUUAAUUACCCACAUGUUUUUAUAUGAGGCUCUAAAGCAAUAUAUUCAACCAUGCGUAUUAUGCGGUCUUUUAAGGUUCGUUUGUAACAUCAUAAGUUCCUCUACAGACAAUCAAGAAUCAAUUAUGCUUACAAGCUGUUAUCAGUUGACACAAACCAGAUCUCUCGUCUUUAACAGUUUCGUAUAAAGUAAGGCACCACUCAGAAUGUAUUUUAACACCCCUGAAAACUAGUGAUUGAAACUUACAGCGAGAAAGUCUGCGUUAAAGAGUCUAGAAAAGAAAUGGAGACAUACCUUACUGGAGCCCUGAACGACACCGACUACGCUAAUGUUGCGGCUGAAAUUUGUGCUUUAAAUACAGGAUUGGGGAACCCCACGGUUAAUGAUGAAAACUUGCAUAACAACAUUAGAUCAUCUGAUCGAGAUGUGGUGUGGGGAGUUGCAGGUCUCCACACACUCGCGAAUUUGUCUAACCUCCUGGAUAGCAUACCCAAUACAUCAGGGUUUCUAAGAAAUAACGAGAACGGGAUCUGUGCUACGGCUACUCGACACAACGAUGGUAGAUCUGGGAUACGCAAACCACUCUCGGAUUUGUCUAUCCUGGUGGAUAAUAUACCCCACACAACACUGGGUGGCAAUGGAUCACACAAAAGACAGAGAUCCAUUCAGGCCGAGAUUCACACACCAAGGGGCCCGCAUACAACUUUACGAAAUACUGAUGCAAAGAGACAACGAACGGUUCGGAGUGUGCCCCCCGUUUUGAAUGACAGAGUCAUCGCGAGCGAUAAUGUAGGACCAUUGGAGUCUGACGCUAGAACAUCUGGUCAAGGGUCGAGCACACAUGACAUAGUAGAGAGCUUUGUAGAUUGGGAUGAGGAUCUGUUUAUCGCAUGGGACGCUUGUGAUUUUGAAAUACCUACACCGGUGCAAUCACCAUCAGCGUCCAUGAAUGUACAAGGAACAACUGUGGCUUCCGAACAGACCCCAGAGUUAGGGGUGAAUCACAUAAACCAAGAAGACAACAAUUCUGAGGAUACAGAAUUGUCCCCAUAUGUUUUGACCCAGAACCUCGAUGUUCAAAGAACCGUGGAUUCCGAACAGACCAUCGCUGUGAUACAACUAAAUCGAGAAGAGGUUGGUUCUGAGGAUACAGAAUUGUCCCCAUAUGUUUUGACCCAGAACCUCGAUGUUCAAAGAAUCGUGGAUUCCGAACAGGACCCGGAGCCACUGCCUGGUAAUCAACAGGCCUAUAGAAACGAACUUGUGGCUGAUGAACAGGUCACGGACAGCACAGGAAAUGAAGUGACUCCAGAAGAGCUCAAAGACUUUUUGCAUUAUGUAUGGCACGAUUAUGUACAGUUUAAGCAGUUUGUAGUCGAUGGUUUUGCAAUCCAGGAUACAGAGCGAAGAAAACUGUUGGGGUUAAUCGCCGAAAUUAUCACUCUGUUAAAAAAUCCGACUUUGUAAGUGACAAAGCCGUUUUCUGCCGUUUUAAACUUAUACCGUUGAGUGUUCUCAAUACCAGAUACAACGGGAAAAUUUUCAAUGUUUAUAU